Messenger RNA from Monopterus albus (swamp eel), 5502 nucleotides. It is a transcript of the gene zhx3b, whose product is annotated as zinc fingers and homeoboxes 3b. The coding region runs from base 764 to 4159 and encodes 1131 amino acids. Gene Ontology annotation, cellular component: nucleus. Lineage: Eukaryota; Metazoa; Chordata; Actinopteri; Synbranchiformes; Synbranchidae. The record is from RefSeq and is a predicted model, not a curated record. The transcript is spliced from 9 exons. Gene Ontology annotation, biological process: regulation of transcription by RNA polymerase II. Gene Ontology annotation, molecular function: DNA binding; DNA-binding transcription factor activity, RNA polymerase II-specific.
UGUGAGUCGCUGUAACAUCACGUUUAACCGAGAGUGUGAAGAGUCUUUCCCCUAUCGAGAACUUGACCACGACCCUAAUGUGGUGUCGGGUCAAAGGCAGGAUGGGAUGUUUGCCUCAUUUCUGUUCUCUGUACGGCGAAGCUCGAGCCCUCACGCCAACUCCACCGUCAGUGACGUCUGCAUCACGUGCCCAUCUCUUCCCUCUGUACGUCCGUCGUAUUUUCCUCCUUUCCACAGCCUGCUCCAGCAGUGAAAGCUACUCGAAAUAAACAAGCGCAAAAGGCGGCCGUUAUAGGGACCGGUCUGGUUCCAGUGUCACACUUAUCACCAGCCGAUGGACAGAGAGGGCAUACACCUAUAAGUUACCAUCAGUGAAGCCCAAACCCCCCGUACGUGUCUGCCUCCACUGAGCCCAUAUCAUUGUAAACUUUUUUUUUUUUUAAUCCUACGCUGCAUACACCGAGCUCCGUCAAAGCCAGGUUUGUAUGUUUCUGUCUGUACCAUUGUUGGGUGAGGACGCCAUCUCUCCGAGGAACAUCUGUGCAACCACCCACCUGCAUGAUUGUCAAGUAGACGCAAUCUUAAGCGACACCUUCACAAGUUUUCCCUCAAAAUUGCAGUGAGAACUGUAAGUGGACCUAUGGAUAAGUCCCUCUGUCGUCCUUCCCCCAUGCCUGGUCUAUAGUCAACCGGAAACGACUCGUAUUGUCAUUCACACCCCACUCUGCCAUUUGACCACCCCCCUCCACUCUGUGGUUGUACCAUGGCCAGCAAGAGAAAGUCCACUACUCCCUGUAUGAUACCUAGCAAGAGCAUACGCCCUUCAGAGGAGGUAGAACAGGACUCUCCAGUUCUUCUCCGUCAGUCCAGGAUUUCUGGAGGGGGCCAACGUAGCCCCCUGGAUCCCGGAGAGUCUUCCAAACCAGAGGCAGUGGACACUGUCAAAGAUGGCGCUGGCAUUUACACCUGUAAGCCUUGUAACUUUGAAACCCAUGACCUUAACUUGUUCUUGGAUCACGUGUACACUGGGCACCCAGAUUUCCGUGGAGACCCCAGCUUUUUUUGUGUGAGCUGUGGGGUUUCAGCACCCAAGUUUGAGGGCCUGGCCCUGCACAAUGCUAGGGUUCACCCCAGCACAUUAAACACCACUUUGCAGCUGAGAAAGAGAGACAGGAGGGUUGUGGUGGAGCAGAAUCUGGUGACAGGGACAGAGUCGGGGAAGGACGGUGAGAUUUCCAUCACCAAAACCCCAAUUAUGAGGAUGCUGAAGGGCAAAUCGGAGCCUAAACGCAUAGUGGUGGCUCACCCAGUCUCUGAUGAGCCUUCUUCAGACCCUCACUCUAUGUCUGCCUCUAGAGAGGCUGAGAGAAAAGAGACUGCUGCAGCAACGGUCACGCAUGUUCCCACAAUAGUCCACAACGGAGCCACCAAGGUCACGCUGCCCUCUGCGAUCCAGAUAGUCAACGGCUCUGGAGCAUUACCAAUGCUGAAGACCCCCAUCACACAGGUGGUCUCAGUGGUUCAAAACAGAAGUCUUCAUCAGUCUGCACCAAUCACACCCUCCUCUGUUUUCUCCACCUCCUCUCCUUCCUCCUCCAAAAAUCUCCCCAAGGUGAUGAUUCCUUUGAGCAGCAUCCCUACCUACAGUGCCUCUAUGGACUCCUCUUCCUUCUUGAAAACCUCCUUCAGUAAGUUUCCAUACCCCACAAAGGCUGAGCUCUGCUACCUGACUGUGGUCACAAAGUUCCCUGAAGAGCAGAUCAAAAUUUGGUUCACGGCCCAGAGACUUAAACAAGGCAUCAGCUGGUCUCCUGAGGAGAUUGAGGAGGCCAGGAGGAAGAUGUUCAACACCAUCAUCCAGACAGCACCCUCCACCUCGCAAAACCAGACCCAGAGUCAUCCCAGCCCAGCCCAGCACACAAUAACAGUCCUGCCUGCAUCACUAGGGGCCUCAGGGAUCCCACAUAUCCUGCAGGGAUCUCUUGUCAGCCAAGGAGGGGUAAUUGUUACACAGCCUGUAAUGGCCAAUGGUAUCCAGGUUAACAGUGCUCCUGUGGCCCUGGCUGUCACACCAAAGCCCCAGGCAGCUGCCCGCCCCAUGAUGCAGGCCCGACCUGCUGCAGCCCUGGUGGCAGACAAAGGCGUCAGCAUGGUGGUGGGGACAGUGGGUACCAGCAGUACUGGGAGCAACAUCAUCAGCAGCAGUAACAGUACUAGGAGUGGGGGAGGGGGCACCAACAGUAUUACCAGUAGCAGUCAAGCUAGUGUCAUCAACCUUAGUCUUGGAAGCAGUAAUUAUAGUAAUGGUAAGGUGAGCAGUGUCAGUGGUAAACACAGCAGUUUGAAUGCAGACUGCAGUGACAAGAGCAAUAGUAGUGUUACCAGCCAUGCGAACACUAAGAAGACUGAUAUCAGCAAAGCCAGCAGCACCAGAACAGUGCAGUGUGACAGCAAAACAACCACAGACGACAAGCCUGUUAACAAUAACAGCAAAGCAGACAGUGAUGGACAGAAGACCAAAGAUACUAACGGUAGCAGCAACAAAUGCACCACAACUAGCACAACAACAACAACAACAACAACAACGACAACAGAUGAUGUUGAGCCCACCUCCAGUGACUCUCCAACCAUCAAAAUGGAGGAGGCGUCCUCCCCUGCCUCCAAAUCCUCUUCUCCCUCUCCUGCAGCUCCUUCAAGCAGCACACCUGGCUCUCGUACACCUGUUAAUGCAUUCCUCGACCCCAGCUUUUACAAGGGCAAGAAGUCUCAGGAGCAGCUCAGCGCUCUGAAAGAUAGUUUUCAGGUCAGCCAAUUUCCCGACCAGGAGGAGGUUGACCGCCUCAUUGCACUUACUGGGCUCACAGUGCGAGAAGUCCGCAAGUGGUUCAGUGACCGGCGCUACCACUUUCGCAACCUCAAAGGUUCACGCACCAGCACGGGUGUACAGAAUAAGUCUGGGAGUGGCACCACCAACCCCGUCGACCUGUCAGAAAGUGGCAGCAACUCUAGUGCAAAAACACCCCAGCACAGUUCUACACCCUUGAGUCCAAGUGCAACACAGACUCCCACCUCACCCACCACACCUUCCCGCCGACUCCCCAGACCACCGUCUCCUGAUUUCACAGCCAUUCGCUACAAGGAGAGAGAACCCCACCAGGUAAAGGCACUAGAGGCCAGCUUUUCCCAGGACCCUGACCCAUCAGGAGAAGAAGUAGACAGACUGCGAUCUGAGACCAAGAUGACCAGAAGGGAGAUCCAUGGUUGGUUUGCAGAGAGAAGGAAGAGAGUGGCAGCUGAGAAAAAGAAAGAGGCAGCAGAGCGAGCAUUGAGAGAGGAGGAGGAGCUGGAGGUAGAUGGGGAGGAGCGACAGAGAGAGGACUGUUCAGGGGAACUGAAAGUGAACCCUAUUAAAAUAAACCUGAAGAUGCUGAAGGUGACGGAGGCCAAUGGCAAAGCAGAGGGUGAGGAGGUGGAUAGCCCCGCUCUACCGGUUCAGUUCUCCAGCACACCUGCAUCCUCCCCAGGCCAGACUCCUUCCUCCACCCCCAAACAAUCCCAGUCCUCCACCCCAACACCCAAACCAUCCCACUCUCCCAAACCCACUGCUAUCCGAGGUAAGAAGACAGCAGAGCAGCUUCACUUGCUCAAGCAGGUCUAUGCUCGGACCCAGUGGCCCAGUGCAGCUCAGUACGAUGAACUCAUCUCAGCCACUGCACUGCCCAGACCUGAAGUGGUGCGCUGGUUCGGGGAUUGCCGUUAUGUGCAGAAGAAUGGUCAGCUGAAGUGGCUGGAGGCAUACCAAGACAUGGCUCUAAAGGAGGACCUUCAGAAGGGGAACACCGAGAUCCUCCAGGCCCACCUUGAUGUACAUGGCAAGCUGGAAGAAUCACAGUUGUACGAACUGGCUCAGGCUAGUGGUUUAACAGCGGACUUGGUGCAACAUUGGUUCUCUACCAAGGCAUCUUCACCUCAGAUGAAGCAAACCGCUGCUGCUCAUUCGACAGGGCCGAGGCACCAGGUUGCACCAGGCGCAGCACGAACGGGAUCCUCGCCUUUGGAGCCGCAGUCAGGAGGAGGGACGGAGGUGUGUGGUGUCACAACAGAAGCAGAGGAGGCCAAUGCUGACAAGACUGUGAAUCCUUCUGAAGGAACCAAUUGAAAAGGCCUUUUGUCUGAGGAUGGAGUUCACAACACAGGUGGUCUUGGUGCCGGGAGUCUGAGUAAAAGAUGGCAGAUGUUGUAACAGGAUCGCUGGAUGGAAAUGGGCCUUGAAACCAUCCCUCCCUCUCCCUCCUACUUGCUCACACCCCUAGAGGUAGGCAUGACCUCCCCUCGCUACGUGAGAUGGACACUAAAGCCACAAACUCCACCCCCACUCCCUACCUUCUCCCCCCCCCCCCACCUCCAUCCUUCCAUCUGCUAUUUUCCCUUCAGAAGGGAGUCCGGGAGUGGUGGUAAUUGUGGAGGGGCAGGGCUGACAUUUUUCUGCUGCAGUUGUCUCGCCUGCCUGCUGGACUGAGAGAAACAAAGUUAAAGAGAGAGAGAAAGGGUAGGUGUAGAGGAAGAAGUGUGGUCGAGAUCGACACCUCAGCAGAUGUUGAUCAUGGGUGGGGGUUGGGUGUGGAUAGUUAUCGGCCAAGUCCCCAAAUGAGGAUCGGUGGGCUGUUGAGAGACUGUUCAUAGUUUCCAAGGUACGAAAAACUGCACGCUCUUUGCUACAGGGUGCUUGCCUCAGCCUUAAAGUCAGUCAAAAGAACCUUGUUUUUUUUCUUUUCCCUCUCUCAACCAUCAUGCACUCACACACUUUGAUGUCAUGCUUGCAACUUACUUUAAAUGUGCUAGCUUGGCUGUUCACAGCAUCAGAUGUUCAUUUGUUCAUGUCGAGGUUAUUUUUGGACAUCUUGAUGAACUUGUUUCAUUUGUCAUCUGUACAUAGCCUUUGGUUGAACAGGACAUGAAAUUGUUCAGUGAAGGGAAAAUGUCUGGUAUUGUUUCACCCAAAGAGGGCAAGCACCCUGUUGUGUCUGAAACAAUAAAAGUCACACAUUACAUUAGAUUAUAUGGAAUCUGGUUUGUGUUGUAGCAUCAAGUGCUUCUUUACGUCACUGACGUCUACAUUUGUUUUUAUGGAACUUUCUUAAGAAUACAUUUGACUGUAAAAGAACUGUGAACUUUUAUUAGAGUUCCAUACUAAAGCCUGAUGUAUAAUUUUUACAGAUGGUAUUUGCAGAAUAAACAAUGUAAUACACUUGUGGCUCUGAGUGUCAUGAGUUGCCUCAGUAAAGUGGUGGCCAUUUUUAAGAGCUGCUGCUUCUAUUCUACAUUUUCUUGUCAACAGAUCCCCUAAAAAGACCAAAACCCAACAAUAAAUUGAUCCCACUGUCAAAUAUUUCCCAUGGAGCCAGAGCCUGAUUACUCUGCAGACUGGAAACUUUCACUUCUGUGGCACAAGGGUUGGAGUUAUUCAACAGUUGACUCUCUAGUAAAGGCACUAAAGCCCUU